AAAUCUCUGUUUCGAAUGUGGAGUUUGCGGGAGAUUUAAUCAUUUUGGUACAAAUCAACUAUACCUUAAUUUGUAACCUUCUUGUUAUUUGAUAAAACUGAUCAAUGAGAUCUUCCUAAUUCAAACUAUGCUUGUCUGGUUGGCCUGCAGUUCUUUUGGACUAAUUUUUGACCUAAGGAUACUAUUCUGAUUGAAAUAUAAUUUGUUUGUUGACUAUUAAAUCCUAAAUAAUAAUGAAAAUGCGUGACCGUCAUUCUGCCGAAGAUAGUGUUGGUUUAUCAACCGUUUUUGGUUGUUCUACACGUGAACUUCAGGGACUUAUGCAGUUGCGUGGAGCCGAGGCUGUUGAGGUUAUCAACAAAAGAUUUGGUGGAGCUUCUGGGCUGUGUCAGCGUCUUAAAACGUCUCCAACUGAAGGUUUAUCAAGUCAUGAUUUGGCUAAACGUCGUGAAGUCUUCGGGACCAAUGUAAUUCCACCAACACCUCCAAAAAGUUUUUUCCAACUUAUGUGGGAAGCUUUACAAGAUGUAACUUUGAUUGUUUUAAUGGUGGCAGCAGGUGUAUCACUUCUAUUGGCAUUAUACUCAAAAUAUUUUGGUGGUGAUCAUAGUUCCGGUGAUGAGAGUGAAGGGGAAGUUAGUUGGAUCGAAGGUGUUGCUAUACUAUGCGCUGUUGUAGUUGUAGUUUUAGUGACGGCAACAAAUGAUUGGCAAAAAGAAAGACAAUUUCGUGGUUUACAAGAUAAAAUUGAAUCAGAUCAUAAAAUGUCUGUUUUACGAGAUGGUGAUAUUACAGAAGUACUAGUUGGUGAUAUUGUUGUUGGUGAUAUAUGUUUAGUAAAAUAUGGUGAUUUAUUACCCGCUGAUGGAGUAAUUCUUCAAAGUAAUGAUUUAAAAGUUGAUGAAAGCUCAUUAACUGGUGAACCAGAUCAAGUGAAGAAAGGUGAAAAUGUUGAUCCAAUGUUGUUAUCAGGUACACAUGUUAUGGAAGGUUCGGGUAAAAUGGUUGUUACAGCUGUUGGAGUGAAUUCACAAGCUGGUAUAAUAUUUACAUUAUUAGGUGCAACUGAAGGAGACGGUUCAACAGCUGCUCCUCCACCUCCAAUUGAUUUAGCUAAUGCAAAUGAAAUGACACCAAUUGAAGGACGUACAAAUCAAUCACAACAUUACGAUACAGACGGAAAACAACAACAUGGAAAAUAUAUCAGUCCUAAUGGUAAUCGACAUUCAAUAAAAGGCAGUGGCCAUGUUGCUUUCAGUGGUACAUCUGAACUUGUGGGACCAGGUAAAAAUAAAUUGGCAGCCACAGCUGAUCGUAUUGAAAAUCAUCAACAAGAUAAUUUAAAUCAACGUAAUAGUUUAGGUAGUGGAGAUGCAGAGGUUACUGAAGAUAGCAGUGAUGCACCCAAAGGUCGUAAACGUAGAAAGAAAAAGUAUUCAGUGCUUCAAGCCAAGUUAACUCGUUUAGCUAGUUUGAUUGGACAACUGGGUACUGUUGUGGCCAGUUUAACAGUAAUCAUAUUGAUUGUAAAAUUUUCUGUGAAUACAUUUUAUUUUAACAAAGAACAAUGGGAUACAGGCAGACAUUUACAUCAAUUUGUACAGUUUAUUAUUAUUGGUGUAACUGUACUUGUAGUUGCUGUGCCUGAAGGACUUCCAUUAGCUGUCACUAUUUCAUUAGCUUAUUCUGUUAAGAAAAUGAUGAAGGACAAUAAUCUUGUACGACAUUUGGAUGCAUGUGAAACAAUGGGCAAUGCAACAGCUAUUUGUUCUGAUAAAACAGGCACUUUAACAACAAAUCGUAUGACAGUUGUUCAAUGUUAUUUCGGUGACAAACUAACUCGAGAUGUAGAUCAACUACCAAAAUUGAAAGAUUUAAAUCAUAGAAUUGGGCACAGAUUUGUGCAUGCAGUUGCAAUCAAUAGUAGUUAUACAUCACGUGUGACUAUUCCAGACAAACCAAAUGAGCUACCACAACAACUUGGGAAUAAAACUGAAUGUGCUUUGCUUGGAUUUGUACGUCAUUUAGGCGUAAACUAUGAGGAUAUCCGAGAACGCUGGCCACAAGAAAGUUUAGUGAAAGUAUUCACAUUUAAUUCUUUACGAAAAUCAAUGAGUACAGUGAUUAAAAGCUUGGAACCUGACAGGCCAGGCUAUACUGUAUUUACUAAAGGUGCUUCUGAAAUGGUUUUGAAAAAAUGUAGCUUUAUCCUAGAUGUUAAUGGUGAACCUAAACCAUUCACUAAAGCUCAACAAGAUAAUUUAGUUCGAGAUGUCAUUGAACAAAUGGCUGGUGAUGGAUUACGUACUAUAGGUAUUGCAUACAAAAGUUAUAUAGAUCCUGCUGUUGGAUUACUUCCAAAUGAGGUUCCUUUAAAUCGUGGACAGACACCUGACUUUGAUGAUGAAGAUGCUAUCGUCUCUGAUUUAACUUGUAUUGGAAUAGUUGGAAUUGAAGAUCCUGUUCGACCAGAGGUUCCUGCAGCUAUACGAAAAUGUCAACGUGCUGGGAUCACUGUACGCAUGGUAACCGGUGAUAAUGUUAACACAGCAAGAUCGAUAGCUGCUAAAUGUGGAAUUCUUAAACCAGGUGAUAAUUAUAUUGUGUUAGAAGGAAAAGAAUUCAAUGCUCGUGUUCGUGAUCCACGUACAAAUCGUGUAAGACAAGAUUUAAUGGAUCAGGUAUGGCCACAGUUAAGAGUUCUUGCACGUUCGUCACCACAAGAUAAAUAUACUUUAGUAAGUGGAAUUAUAGAUAGUCAUAUUUCAACUCGUCGUGAAGUUGUCGCUGUCACUGGAGACGGUACAAAUGAUGGACCUGCACUAAAGAAAGCUGAUGUUGGUUUUGCUAUGGGUAUAGCAGGAACAGAUGUUGCAAAAGAAGCUUCAGAUAUCAUAUUGACAGAUGAUAAUUUCACAAGUAUUGUUAAAGCUGUUAUGUGGGGAAGAAAUGUGUACGAUUCUAUUUCAAAGUUUCUUCAAUUUCAAUUAACAGUUAACAUGGUGGCCAUUAUAGUUGCAUUUGUCGGUGCAUGUCUUAUAACUGAUAGUCCAUUAAAAGCUGUCCAAAUGUUAUGGGUCAAUUUAAUCAUGGAUACUUUAGCUUCGUUAGCCUUGGCAACUGAAAUACCCACAGAAGAGUUACUUGAACGGGCACCAUAUGGUAGAACAAAGCCUAUCAUCAAUCGUAAUAUGAUUAAAAAUAUCCUUGGACAGUCUAUUUACCAACUAAGUGUUAUUUUCUUCCUUAUAUGGUUUGGUGAAUUACUGUUAGAUGUGGAAAAUGGUCGUGGUUUAACUGCUAAAGGUAUAAACCGUCCAACAGAACAUUUUACUGUGAUAUUCAAUUCAUUUGUUAUGAUGACAUUGUUCAAUGAAAUUAAUGCGAGAAAAAUACAUGGACAACGAAAUAUUUUCGCUGGAUUAACUAACAAUUUAUUGUUUGUUAUCAUUUGGAUUUCAACAUUUUUACUACAAGUUAUCAUUAUCCAAUUUGGUGGAUAUGCAUUUAGUACAAAACCAUUAGCUUUAGAACAUUGGUUAUGGUGUUUAUUUUUUGGCAUAGGUACUCUACUUUGGGGUCAGGUUAUUAUUUCAAUACCAGUAUGGAUAAUUCCAAAGAGAAGACGUAAACUAGCUAAAACACGACGUCUGACAUUGAUUGCAACACAAGAUGUAUUAGGAGUAGAAACAGAUGGUUUAGUUAGUCAAGAUUUUGCACAUCCACAGCUUGCAGAUGGCACUGUGGUUCAUCGUGCAAGUACAGGAUUUGUUAGUAAGGCAGCAAAUGCAGUUGCUCGUGGUUUUGGUGCCAUUUAUACACAACCUGAAGGUGAAGAAGAAGAAGACGAUGAAGAGGACGACGAAGAAGACGACGAGGAAGAUGAAGAUCGGGGAGAUAAAGUUGGUGCAGAUCUACGUAAGACUGGUCAAAUAUUAUGGAUUCGUGGCUUAUCAAGAUUACAAACACAGUCCGCACGUAAACCGAAUUUAGAUAAUCGCACAGAUGAAUGGAUUGGAAGUGUUAGGCGCUUUACAUUAAGUCAAAUUAAUACUGAAGGUAUGACACAUCCCUUAGUUUUAGCAGCUCGUCGUCAAAGUACAUCAGUUAACCGAGGUGGGUCCAUUAGUGUUUCUGGUAAUCUCCGUCAUACAACGCCACAAGAGGUUCCUGAAGAAGAUGAAGAACAUGAAUACGAUGAAGGCUUAGAUAAAAAAUAACUCUCUUUCAUCACAUUUGACUGAUAUUCUUCUUUUGGGUUAAUUUUCUUCUGAAAAAAUUAGAUAUUAUACAUAUAUAUAAACAAGAGUAUUUAUCAUCCGGUUUAAUAUAUAAAAGCAUAAAAUUAAACAAGUCUUUUUGCCAAAGGUAGGUUGAAAAUCAGAUCGGAUGCUUAUAUUUACUAAGUUAUAGCUUAAAAAGACUUCAAAACAAGUGACAAUCAAAAUGAAAGUGUUUUUUUUCUAAUAGUCAAUAUCAAAUAGACUCAAAUAAUUUACAUGCAUUCAGUACAAUUUCUUGAACAUAUUGUUAUUUUCUCAUCUUUAAAUUUUGCAUUUUUCGAGUACCGAACACAUUAAAAUUGUUUUCAUCAAUAAUUUACUGGUUUUGACUUUUUGAAUCCCUUUCCAAUUUCACUCUUAACAUACAAAUGAUACGCAUAUAUGUUCAUAACAUAUGGGUUUAGAAAGAACAUAUUUACAUAUAAUUUGUAUUCGUUUAGUUUAAUUAAUUAUAACAAAACAAAUUAAUCACCUAUGAUGUGUAAUAUUAUAAUUCAUAAUUAUAACUAUCAAUUCUAUGAUAAACUAUAAUAGUUCUCAUUGUUUUUUUUUCUGUCUUUAUUAUACGAAUCACGACUACUUCAUAAUUAUAUUCUUACAGUUAUUGGCAUAAUUAUGUUUACUGCCAUUAUACAUUUUAUUAAUCCAGCUUAUUCUUCAGCAUUUAAGUAUGAUUUGAAAAUAAAUAAUGGACAUUAUAGCAUACAAUCAUUAUGGAAUUAUUCCAUUUACAACUUGAUAAUACUGUCCUACUUGUUCUUUUCAAGAAAAAAAUUUUUGAGAAAGAUUUAUUUACAUUGAAUAUAUAUAGACAUAUAUACUCAUAUUACAUUCAAUGAAACAAACAAAAAUACUUACUAGUCAGUGAAUUAAAUUUAAUUUAGUAUAUUAUCAUUCCUUUGAUUUUAGCAUUU
Schistosoma turkestanicum is the source of this 5197-nucleotide messenger RNA. NCBI's taxonomy places the organism in Eukaryota, Metazoa, Platyhelminthes, Trematoda, Strigeidida, Schistosomatidae. The record is from the annotation of a GenBank genome assembly.